AUGUACUCUUCCUUCAGAUAUAGCAUCUACAUCACAUUCCACUCCUGCAAUGUCAACCACGAGUACUCUUCCUUCAGAGAUCUAUCAGCAUCCACAAUGUCAACCACUAGUACAUAUAGCUACACACUGCAAUAUAUAGCAUCUACAUCACCUUCCACUCCUGCAAUGUCAACCACUAGUACUCUUCCUUCAGAUAUAGCAUCUACAUCACCUCCCACUCCUGCAAUGUCAACCACUAGUACUCUUCCUUCAGAUAUAGCAUCUACAUCACCUUCCACUCCUGCAAUGUCAACCACUAGUACUCUUCCUUCGGAUAUAGCAUCUACAUCAGCAUCCACUCCUGCAAUGUCAGCCACUAGUCCUCUUCCUUCAGAUAUAGCAUCCACAUCACCUUCCACUCCUGCAAUGUCAGCCACUAGUACUCUUCCUUCAGAUAUAGCAUCUACAUCAGCAUCCACUCCUGCAAUGUCACAUCCACUAGUCUUCUUCCUUCAGAUAUAG
This is a messenger RNA of Acanthosepion pharaonis, 501 nucleotides long. The record is from the annotation of a GenBank genome assembly. Lineage: Eukaryota; Metazoa; Mollusca; Cephalopoda; Sepiida; Sepiidae.